Heterotrigona itama is the source of this 504-nucleotide messenger RNA. The record is from the annotation of a GenBank genome assembly. Lineage: Eukaryota; Metazoa; Arthropoda; Insecta; Hymenoptera; Apidae.
CAACGAAAGAAAGGACGGAACGGAAUCCCGCUGACGCGAGAAAGGCGCCUGAAAAGAUGCCGAUUGAUUUAUACUACUUCGUGUGUAGCCCGCCAUGCCGGUCGGUUCUACUACUGGCAAAAGCGAUCGGUGUCCACUUGAACUUGAAAACGAUUUCACCCUUAAAGGGGGAGCACAUGAAGCCCGAAUUCGUGAAGUCGACCAAUUAUGGGAUAUUUAGUGAGCAAGUACGCCAGGGAUGACUCUCUGUAUCCGAAAGAUCCGAAAAUGAGAGGCAUCGUGGACCAAAUGCUGUAUUUCGAUGCCGGCUCACUUCACGAGAGCAUGAUUAAUUGCUACUAUCCUGUAAUAUUCUUCGGAGCACAUUCUACAAACGAGAGAAACGUGCAAGCUGUGGAAAAAUCAUGCGACUUGUUGAACACGUAUCUCGCUGACAGAGAGUUCGUCGCUGGUGACACGCUCACCAUCGCUGACUUUGCCAUCCACACGACUGUUUGUGUUUUA